Messenger RNA from Lodderomyces margitis, 942 nucleotides. It is a transcript of the gene YUH2, whose product is annotated as Yuh2p. The coding region runs from base 1 to 942 and encodes 313 amino acids. The record is from RefSeq and is a predicted model, not a curated record. Gene Ontology annotation, molecular function: cysteine-type deubiquitinase activity. NCBI's taxonomy places the organism in Eukaryota, Fungi, Ascomycota, Pichiomycetes, Serinales, Debaryomycetaceae. Gene Ontology annotation, biological process: ubiquitin-dependent protein catabolic process; protein deubiquitination. The transcript has 2 exons. Gene Ontology annotation, cellular component: cytoplasm.
AUGUCAGACAGUGGUUGGAACACUAUAGAUUCUGAUGCAGGUGUUUUCACUGAACUUGUUGAAAAACUAGGAGUGGCAAAUGUCGAGCUUAAUGAUUUAUACUCCAUUGAUUCAGACUCGUUACGAGUAUUGCAGCCAAUAUAUGGUGUAAUCUUUUUAUUCAAAUACGGUAAAAAGGACAGGGAGCAUGCUAAAUCGAAUAAACCUAUAACUGGUGAAUACGAUGCCGAUUAUCAAGAUCACGGGCUAUUUUUUGCCAACCAAAUGAUCCAAAAUGCGUGUGCCACACAAGCAGUUCUCAAUGUAUUGUUCAAUGUUGACGAUGCAAACUUGGGUGAGGAAUUGAACAAUUUUAAACUGUUUGUCACGGGGUUUGAUUCGGAAAUGAUUGGUGAAACCCUAUCCAACAGUGAACUUAUUCGCUGUAUACAUAAUUCCUUCCUGACUCCCUCAUUGAUUGCUCAAGAAGAUAAACCACCAUCUCAAGAUUACGACGAUAAAGAUGAUGGGUUGUUUCAUUUUGUUGGCUAUGUGAUGAAAAACGGCCAAAUUUAUGAACUCGAUGGAUUGAAGCAAUUUCCAAUUAAACAUGGUGAGUGCCAUAGCCAAGAUGAAUUUAUUGACAAACUACCUGGUAUAAUACACAACAGAAUCAAUGCAUAUGAUGCAAGCGAACUAAGAUUUUCAUUGUUGGCAAUAACCAAUAACAAGUUAGAACAGGCACGAACUACUGGGGAUGAAGUUGAAGUCGCCAAGCAAUUGGAUAAACGAGAGUUAUGGCAACAGGAAAACGAAUUAAGAAAGCAUGACUAUACUGGGUUAAUUGUACAGUUGUUGAAGAAUCUAAGUAAGGAAAACUCAGAUCAAGAAUGGGAAGCUUGGCUACAAAAGGGCAGAAACAAAACACAAGAAGCGAUUGCCAGUUCAAUAAAGAGGGGCUAA